Molecule: messenger RNA, 954 nt
Organism: Alternaria conjuncta
Lineage: Eukaryota; Fungi; Ascomycota; Dothideomycetes; Pleosporales; Pleosporaceae
Exons: 4
Coding region: 1-954 (317 amino acids)
Cellular component (GO): cytoplasm
Molecular function (GO): aldehyde-lyase activity
Source: RefSeq, a predicted model, not a curated record
AUGGCAGACUUCAAGCCGUACAGCGAGCAACCCGAGCUCCACGCCAAAGCACCCUACCGUGCCGCUAUGCUCACGCAACCUGCAAACCUCAAACAAGCACUCAAAGACGCCCAGGCAGAUGCGAGCAAGACUCUCAUGGGCAUCGCGCAAGGUAUCCCAAGCACCUUUGUGACCAAGUUGAUUGCCUCCACCAAGCCGGAUUUCAUCUGGAUGGAUGUUGAGCACGGCAUGUACAACAGGUUGACGUUACACGAUUGCAUUCACGCCGCUCAGCAUCAUUCCGAGGGUAAAUCAAUGGUCAUCUGCCGUGUACCGAAGCACGAUGAGCUCAGCCUUACCACUGCCCUCGACGCAGGAUGCGCCGGUAUCGUCAUCCCACAUGUAGAGAGUGCGCAAGAAGUCCGAGACUUCAUUAAGGAAAUGUACUUUGGCGGCGGCAAAGGCCAUCGUUCAUUCAGCCCUUGGACAUUUACACCUGGUAUGGUACAAUCGCUCUACCCCAACGACCCCUACAACGUUCAAACGGCCAACAACCACGUCUGCCUCAUCCCCCAGAUCGAAUCUCUAAAGGGCCUUGAGGCUUGCGAAGAGAUUGCUGCUGUAGAGGGCAUUUCCGGUCUCAUGUUUGGUCCUGGCGAUUACAUGAUUGACGCUGGCAUGGACAUCCAUUCAUUCAUGAACGGAAACCCCGAUCCGAAAUUUUUCGAAGCCAUGGAGACAUUCAAUGCUGCGGCUGCCAAGUAUGAUCUGCCUAUCUUUGGUGGUGUGAUGGGACUGGAUCAGAUACCCAUGGCUAUCCAAACUGGUAUGCGAGGUAUCGCAGUGCAAUUCGAUGUGUGGGGUACUACACGGCUCUUUGCGAGUUCUUUGGAAGCGGGCUGGAAACAUGCGAAGAGCUUUGAGGGAAAUCCGAAGCCGAGUAUGGCGAACGGACAGUCGAAGCCGGCCGAGUAG